AGGGAUUACCACACGCUGAAAAGCCCAGGGUAUUUCUGCUUGCCGUCUGCCAAGUCUUCUUUAUCCGAUGCCUCUCUCUGCACAGUUUCUUUAAUCGGCGACACCAAAAUAAAUACCGGGUUCGAGAAUGGGCAGGUGGAGGUUACGGUCGGAUAAGUUCGGUCUGCGCACGGUGAUCUUACAUUUGCAUGCCCAAAGCUUGUUCACACUUGCCUUGACCUGUGAGGCUUGUUGGUUUCCUUUAUUUGGGAAAAGGAUAGAUGUUGUCUUUUGACUCUGGCAGGGGAAAGGAAUCCGGUUCACUGUAGCCCCGUGUCUGAGCUACCGUGGUCUGUAGGAGUAUUCCUGGUACAGGCUUGUCUGGGAGAGACACCCUCAACUCGGAGGCUGGAAUUUAGAGCAGCGGCUGCCUGUCAUUUGGAUCCAUUAAUUGUGGAUGGGAACUUUUCCUCCCCCCCUCACCCCACCCCACCAGCAUGUUUUGUUAGCUGGGCCGAACCUUCCAGAAAUUUCUCAGCAGGAAUUUGCAGAAUGAGGAUUUUCGUAGCCUUUGAAGGAGUCUUUGAAUCCUUUGAUGUUUCGGCAGAGGACACAGUGCAGACUCUAAAGCUGAUGAUAAAGGAUUAUUUCCAUGUCCCACUGUGUGAAGACAAACAAGGUCGGAAGUACCUGGAGCUGAUUUAUGCUGGGGCAGUGCUGAAGAAUAGCUGGGUCUUGGCUGACGUAGGAGUAACUACUUGUUCAACUCUAAAGUGCAUUGUGAAGGAGGAAGACAAGCCUGUCCUCUAUGUCUACAAUGCUGCCACCCAGGAAACGAUCCCUAUCAUGGGGAACAUUCACCUGGUGGGGAAAAAGGUCGCCUACCUGAAAACACUCAUCAGCCAGCUGUCGGGCUUUCCUGUGAGCGUCUUCUGCCUGCGCACUCCUCGGGGGAGAGAAAUGUACGACUGCAACACCCUGAGAGAUUACCAAGCAGAUGUCGGCACAACCCUUCGGCUAGACGUGUGGGAUGGAUGGAAAGAAUUUCUGGCUGGCUGUCUUUUAGGCCGGAAGCUUGAAGCUCAGCGCUACCUAUCAGAAGAGGAACCGGUACUCAAUUAUCAGAAGAGGGUAGCGCUUUACAUUGCCGCAUUUUACGGGCACGUCGAACUUACCGAAUGGCUCCUGAAGCAGGGGGCGAGGCCUGACGAGGCGGUCGGCGUUCACCCCUAUCGAGAAUGGUGUCACGAAACCCAUCACCCGGAUGUCAUUAAGUGCCCCGUCCACGCGGCUGCCGAAAAAGGCCAACUGCUGAUACUUAAAACGUUUGUCAACCGCAGCGUGCUCUGCCUGGAGUGUCGAAAUGCAGAGGGUCAGAUUCCGCUCGCCCUAGCCAUCAAAAACAAGCGGAAGGACUGCGUGUUGUACCUGGUGGCCAAGAUGUGGUCCGUGGUUUCGUUUUCGAAAAUUUCCGUCCCCAUGAGAAUCUACAUCCGACUGAAACGAUGGCUUCUCGGGGCACAGAGUCGCAUCCUGACUUGGAAGCGGCCUAGCGGAUCGCGCGUCUUCAGGGCACGAGUUGGGGACGUCGUCUUGGUGGACGGUUUCACCGAGCCUAGAAUGACCUCCAGAGGGAAGCAGAAGGCCGUGAGCCCCGUCGGCCUACAGGCUUCCGAACUGCCGAGAAUCCUCGGGCAAACCCAAAGUCGCAGGGUGGGGAAGCCCUGGGGGGCUUCCCGGCGGGACCCUCGCGAGGAAACCCUCCGACUGCCUCCAGUUGAAAAGGGCCCCAAGAUGCCCGAACUACAAAGAGGUCAGGCGAGGAGUAAGAAAAAAAAGGCAGAUUUCACCAACGGGAUCGAGAAUAUGAGCUUCGAAAGCGUUCCUCUUCCCCCAGUUUCAACAACUGGAUAUUCCCAGGCUCCUUUAUACUCUGCCUCCCGCAACGCUGCUCUUUUCCUGAGUUCCUCCCUCAAAUCCUUCUCUGAACACAGUGGGAAGACGCCAAGAGAGAAUGCCAUCUACUGCUUAGCUGUUGCGAGUGCGUUUAAGAAGAAAGGAUGGCUGCAGCAGUUGGCCAUAGCAAGAAUUCUAGCCAAGAGGAGCGUUUCCAACCCCACUGCUGGAAGAAGCCUGACUAUAAAUCAAAAUCCGCUGGGACCUGAGCUUUGAGAAGGCGAGAUAACCCCCGUUGGACUUGGCUCCAUGUCCUAGCACCUGCAAUUCAGAUUUUUUUUUUUAAACUGAAACAUUUUCUUUCAGAAAACCCUUGCUCUAAGUUAAUGUCUCAGCAGAAUUAUUUGAACUCGCCCAAAAUUAGUUUCCAGAGGGUGCAGAAUAGUGAGUGAAAGUGCAGAUGAGCUCGUUCAGGCUUCAGACAUCACCAACUAAAGUGCAUAUUCCUAGCAGGCAAACUUUGUAAAGUAGGAGGAGACGCUUUCUGUGGAUUUCCAAUCCUGUAAUCAGCCAUCAUCAUAGUCAUUAUUGAACGCUUACUAUGGGUAGAACACUGUACCAAGCGCUCGGGAGAGUACGACGGAGUCGGCAGACACGUUCCCUGCCCACAACGAGUUUACAGUCUAGGGACGAGAUGGCAGUCGUUUUUGCUCGUUGAUGGUACUGACCCACCGAUACUUGAAAUUCAGCAUUUCAUGUGUUAUCGUGAAAUGUUCUCUGAGCGCAAAUCUAUGUUUUGAAAAUAAUUAGACCCGUGAUACAAUUUUGAAAACGUCUUCUUCCCUCUAAGGGUGUUUAUAUAAAUGCAGAAUUCGUGUGUUCAAAGUAAAAGCUCCCCAAGGGCGCCAUUAAGCCUAGAAAAUUCAAUAUUUCCAUAGGAUUAGGAUAUUUGAACAACAGAAAAACCCAUCAACGCUAAUGUAUCGUUUGGACGAUAUGAUAUUUUUAAUAAAAAUAUUUCUUUAAAGCUAUUACACCUUCCUGCCCAUGCGUGCUUUGUGGGGGGACAUAAAAUAGAUUGUAUUUCAAUGCAACGUGAUUCGGCCACGUGCCCCCGCUGAGCGAGAUGAGACUCUAAUAGAUGUAUUUUUCCCCCCAGAGUAAACACUCCGAGGGGGCCUCUUUCGGCUGGGGGAAGCGCCCAUCUGUGAAUCGGAAAAAUUCCUGCCCUGCAACUCGAGCUCUAGCUGGGCUCUUUUACAGACAAAUCAGUACCUUGUCUUUUAGACUGUGAGCCCAUCGUUGGGCAGGGAUCGUCUCUAUCUGUCGCCGAAUUGUACAUUCCAAGCGCUCA
Messenger RNA from Ornithorhynchus anatinus (platypus), 3229 nucleotides. It is a transcript of the gene ANKUB1, whose product is annotated as ankyrin repeat and ubiquitin domain containing 1. Lineage: Eukaryota; Metazoa; Chordata; Mammalia; Monotremata; Ornithorhynchidae. The transcript is spliced from 6 exons. Bases 532 to 2151 code for a protein of 539 amino acids. The record is from RefSeq and is a predicted model, not a curated record. Gene Ontology annotation, molecular function: protein binding.